UAUUGUACAAUAUUUUAAAUGAAAACUUCUUUUUUCUCAAUUCUUUAAAGCCCUAGAAAAACAGUUUAAAGUAAAUUUGACCAUAAUAAACAGUAAUAGAUGCUUUUAUAGUCAUUUGAGUUAUAUACUAUUGAGAGAGAAGUGCUUAAAGAGCUUGAUUCUUUGUCUAAAAAGCAUAGCAUUUAGUUUUUUCCAUCUUAGCCUGGCUCUAAAUCUAAAAUAAAAAAUGGAAAUAAUUUUAAAAUAUCCUUUCCUGUUAAAAAUAAUAAUUUAAUACUCUCUCCUAAAGAGAUAAAGUAGACCCAAGAAAAUGAGUAGAAACCAAGUAGAUUUAAUCAUUUUGAUGCUUUUCAAAGCACAUUAAAAGAAUAAAACAAUAUCUAACAAGAUAAAAUCAGUAUAAAUAGGGAUUUUAAUGAGAACAAUUAAAAAAAAAGAAUAGUUAUUCAAAAGAAAAGCUGGGUUUCUCCAAUUGUAUAAAAAUAGAAUUAAUUAAAGCGCUAAUAACAACUACUACAUUAAAGGUAAAUAUAAUCUAUUUCUACUAAUAGAUCAUAAGAUGUUUCUUUUCAAGUUGAAGCUACUUCCUCUUCAAUUUAUUCAUUAGGAGAUAAAAAGAAGUGCAUAGAGCAAGUAAAAAAAUAAAGUCACUCAUUUUACGGUGAAGCAAAAGCAAAAUCAAAUGAUAAUAAUAAAAAUAUGUCUCAAUUAGCACCAACUUAAUUGAGUAAUUUAUGCCAUCUACCCAGCUUUAAUAGUUCAUUUAGGGUAUAAAAAAUGAAUAAACAUUCUUUCUGUUCAUCUAACAGGAACAUAGAUAGAUAGAGGAGUCUUUCAAACACAAGCUACAGCUUAUUAGAACCUUGGGUUAAGUAAGAGCUUUAUAAGACAAUUACAGAACCUAAAAAUAAAAAUAAUAAUUCGUUUGAUUUUUACUUUUAUGAUGAUAACAUAGGAGUAAAUGUAAAAACUGAUGUGUCAUUUUACAAAAAAUCAAUUGACUUAAAAAAGUGA
Messenger RNA from Tetrahymena thermophila SB210, 1014 nucleotides. RefSeq lists its product as hypothetical. NCBI's taxonomy places the organism in Eukaryota, Ciliophora, Oligohymenophorea, Hymenostomatida, Tetrahymenidae. The transcript has a single exon. The record is from RefSeq and is a predicted model, not a curated record.